AUGAGCAAACGUUUUCUCACAGUCAUCAUCUGCCUCAUGCAUGUGCGAGCUACGGACGUGCUUCCCACGGUGGACGUCAGCAUCAACACUGAAACUUCCAGAUUGCUGGAGACAAAACAGGAUCAGGAUGACAAUCGGAAUGCCAUGUACAACUUAGAUGAUUCAGAGAAUGUCAGAGAGAUCAAGAGAUUUCUUGCUGAGCGGCCGAAGAAAGUUGAACCAAGGUUCUGGAAGAAGGCAAGACAAUGCUUUUGUGUGGAGGAAAUGCAAUGCUGGGGGGAGAGGAAGCGUCAAAUCCGAAAGUGCAAGACAAUUCACCCAACAACAGCCGACGGAGCAACCUCCGCCUGCCUGAAAACCGGAGAGCAGGAGGAUGAGUCGGCCAAAGUGGAGAACACCCAGAUCUUUCUUGAUGCGCUGCAGAUGAAGCCCAACGACGUCGACAUUCUUUUCAACUUUGCACAGUACCUCACUCGAUCCGGGAAAGGAGACGAUGCAAUCACGUACUUCGAUCGCAUCCUUCAGCUCGAUCCGACACACUACUUGACGCUGGACAGAUAUGCCACACUUCUUGACUUCCAGGGUGAGAAGCUGGACAAGGCUCAAGAGAUGUACCAAGGCGCGAUGCUCUUUGCAGACACUCCUCAAAGCCAGGGGAUGGUAUGUGCAAAUUUUGCACAAUUUUGUUUUUCGCGCAAGAAAGACAUUGAAGGAGCAAAACAACUGUACAUGAAGGCAAUCUCUCUUGACCCGGAGAAAUCGCAAUACCUCACAUAUCUUGCGCUGGUCCUGCAGCAUGAUGGCGACUACGAUGUCGUUGACAUUUGUGUUGGGGCAGAAGCUGAGAAAUAUUUCUCCCUGGCGACUGGAUUACAGCAAAGCGACUUAGACAGCCUGAACGCAUAUGCUAUGUUUCUAGAGAGUAUCAGAGGGGACCUUGGUGGGGCGGAGGAAUGCUAUCGGAGAGCAUUCGAGAAUGAUGACAAGCAUGUUCCCACACUCGUGAACUUCGCGCAUCACCUUCACACUCUCCGAAAGGACAACGAUCUAGCUGAGAUCAUGUACAAGAGAGCGCUCAGCGUCUGCCCAACCAACAUCAACGCUCUCACCAAUUAUGGUUUCUUCCUCGCCACAGUCCGUGAAGAUGACUCUUCUGCAAACCAUGUGUUCAAGGCGGCACUGCAACUGGACCCCACUAACGACAUGAUUCUGCUCAACAUGGCUGACCUGACCGCCAAAAUCGCCGAAGACUACAGCUUUGCAGAGUCGCUCUACCGUCAAGCUCUGCAGAUCAAUCCGACUAACAUCAUAAUCAUUAACAACUUGGGUCAGUUCCUCCAUCAAGUUCUGCAAAGAAUUCCAGAAGCAGAAGAGAUGUUCAUAAGGGCUCUGUCCAUUCAGCCUGCCUUUCCCGUCGGCACGAGAAUACCUCGACAAAGCUAUCAAUGCCGGUAA
Guillardia theta CCMP2712 is the source of this 1455-nucleotide messenger RNA. RefSeq lists its product as hypothetical. Gene Ontology annotation, molecular function: protein binding. The record is from RefSeq and is a predicted model, not a curated record. NCBI's taxonomy places the organism in Eukaryota, Cryptophyceae, Pyrenomonadales, Geminigeraceae. The transcript has 23 exons. The coding region runs from base 1 to 1455 and encodes 484 amino acids. Gene Ontology annotation, biological process: cell division.